AUGAUGAAUCUCUUUGGCUCGGCCGCCAAGAGUGUUCAGACAUGGGCUAGUCGCUCUCGACGACCCUCAACUUCAUCGGCACCUGCCGAUACUCAACACCAGCUUCCUCAACUCCCACCCCUUCCACCUAGGCGGCGAGAACCCUCACCAAUCAUCGUUGAAGAUGCAUCGGAUGAGAGCUCGUCAGCAAAUGGACACAUGCCAUCAUUGGUUGGAAGAGAACCCUACCACAGCAGCAGCGACGAUUCGGUGACAACUGAACAGGAUGGACGACAAUCAUUCACUUCCGAUCCACUACAACAAGUCACUCCCCCUCGUCGCGUCACCCAAUCACCAAUCUUCCGACAAGCUAGUCCUUCUUUACUUCCCGGAUUUCAACCACCUACACCCGGAUCACACCUCAGCUCGGGAAUACCUUCGGCUAUUCGAGCCCAGGUUCAUGACGUCAUGGCAGCUCUCGAUACUAACAAUGCGUCUGUCAUUUCCCACCACGGAUCAUCCACACCGCUUGUUGCGAGUUGGAACAGCCACCCGUCCGCUAAUUCGUCCCUUAGCGACUCCUUCCAGACAGGCAUUGAAGGAUCCGGUGCUGGACCAUCUAUCUUCCAUUCACGUGGUACUAGCAAAGCCACCCACCCAUCUCACCGAUCCAACCAUAUCCGAUUCGGCGAUGGGUUCGAUGACAUCCCCAUCAUUCCAGUCUCUGCCUUCCGUAAUGAUGGAGGCCCCGUUGUGGCCAUCCAUGGGAUCCCACCAUGUGGAUAUAGCAGCCAGUUUCUCACGACCAUUGUGGACAAUCACGAGCUUUAUGGGGGGGUAAACAGAACUACAAACCCCGUUGAUUGCAACCACGAUAAUUAUCUCACAAAACUUAAAGGCAAGAAACUGCUCAUUCGUCAUGAAACCACCGGACACAUCUACCAAGUGUUCCCACUUCGAAUCCUCGGACACGACAGUCUUGACGGACACAAGACCUGGCAACUCACCUCUCGCUGGCAUCCAUAUCUCCGUGGACACUUUGAGCGACAGGAUCGAAGCAUGGCCACAUCAGGCAAGACAUAUUACGUUGUGGACGGAUGGUUCGAUGGACUGCAAUGCCAGCGCAUAGUCCAAUCCUUCGCUGAAGGUUGGGCGAUGCAGGCAGAUGUCCUCAACAACGGCGUUAGCGACUCCCCAGUUGGAUUCCGCGAACUGCCAGGAGCAAUUGACUAUCUCCGCAAAAUACAGGAGAUACGUCCAGUCGAUGCAAGAAACAGGAUUCCUCCAAAAUGGGUCAUCGAUGCGGCAUUGCUUGGGACUGAAGACCCUCACUUCGCAUGUGCUACUCACUUUGGACACUCGUCCGCGGCUAGGUCAAACGCCUCACCCGGAGUGGAUGUACCGGUACCAACACCUCUGAGCCAACGUACAGCACCUUCAGCGCCAUCAGCGCCUAGGGAACCAGCAACGAAUCCAACCGGAACUCCACUCCGAAGCGGAUCACGUCAGAGAGCCGAUCCCAUGAUCGAAGUCACGACAGCAGACGGCCAGAGAGUUUCAGUGCCAGCAUCCUCUAUCAACCGAAGCGUCGGCACCUUCUCCAGAUCACGUGACAACGGAUCAGUCAGUAGCCUGGACAGUCUGUGGAUGAGUCACAUCGAAUCGCAACACCACCUAAAGGAUGCUCUCGGAGCCAUUGUACAAGGUAAUCGCUUCACUCAUGACGAUCAGCUACGGGCAUCAACCGAUCUUCCCCAGCUCCCAGCAGCGCCUACCUCCACUGCUCUAUACCAAUGGAAAUGUGGAGUUGAGAACGCACUGACUGGCGAUCAUUGGGAAGCCGAUGACCAGGAAAUUUGGGAAUAUUCUUUGACGACUGAUAGCAACAAGGAUAUCUCCAAGGUCAUGGCACGGUUGUUGGUGAAAGCCACGAAACAGAGUCGCACCAUCACAGACCUCCUGCAACGAGAGCCUACACUCAAACGCCGUGGUCCAGAACUCCUUCAGGCCGUGCUUGAUACCUUUCUUCCCAUCACAAGCGACCGCGUGGACGACCGUUUUGCCGAUGUCAGCACUGUGGUCCAAGAACAACGUGAAUUCUGUGCAUCUUUUCUGCUCCGUCUCCGGUUCUUCAACCGCCAAUAUGGAGCUGCCAGCGGCAAUCCCCUCUCUGAGUCAACAUUACGUGGUUGGUUUGUCGCUGGAACAGUCCGUCAUGGUCCAUACCGUACGGUCCUCAGCAAAUGUUAUGCGCGAUUGAUUCGUCCCGGUGGCAAACUCAAUGGAACGCCUACACUCCAAUGCACACUGGAUCAACUCGCCGAAUACUUCGACAACAUCCUCACCGGAGCUGAGAACAACAAGUACUAUUCGGACAGCAAAUUACUCAGCGGUGAAGCACCUAUUCGCGCCUACUCCCUUCGUGGCAAGGGCCAGAAGACUGGAUCUGUUUGUGAUGGUUCUCCUGGCGAACCAAGGGGGGUAGCUUUUCAAACUUCCCUUGACGUCACUGACCCCAUGGCACUGGUUGAUGCUCUUCGCCCAUUCGAAGACAUCAACGUCACCAAGGAACAAGCCCAGAAUGUUCUCUACCACUAUGCGUGCCCGUGGUGUGCAAUUGCCCACAAUAAGAAUCCCAACAGACACCACAUGUCCAACUGUGAGCAUUGCAUCCCUGGGUACAAUAUUGAAUUCGAUGGAGCUGCCUACAAAGAAGCCAAGGCCAACAGACGCAACCGAACACGCAACAACAAUGAGUCGGGCACGGCACGAGCAACUAGUCGCACGUCGCGACGGUCAAUUACGCCCUCCGAUUCUGAUGACGACUCCAGCGAGAACAGCACCCCUUAA
Molecule: messenger RNA, 2829 nt
Organism: Seminavis robusta
Lineage: Eukaryota; Bacillariophyta; Bacillariophyceae; Naviculales; Naviculaceae
Source: the annotation of a GenBank genome assembly